Molecule: messenger RNA, 1238 nt
Organism: Suillus subalutaceus
Lineage: Eukaryota; Fungi; Basidiomycota; Agaricomycetes; Boletales; Suillaceae
Product: ribosome biogenesis protein Nop16
Exons: 4
Coding region: 204-953 (249 amino acids)
Biological process (GO): ribosomal large subunit biogenesis
Cellular component (GO): nucleolus
Source: RefSeq, a predicted model, not a curated record
AUGUCUUUUUCCACACUCGCCUAGGGGGCUACCUAUUUGUGGUAUCGCUAAUGCUUCUACACGGUUGGUCGGACUUUGAAAAUAUCUCUUACUUUCUUGACUCCUUGUGCAACGUCGUCUUCGGGAUACUGUGAAGCUUCCAUCUCUGCCAAUUCAAAUCGUUCAGCUGUAUCCCUUAUCGUUACCAACUUGCAAGACCAAAUAUGGCUAAUCCACGGCAGCGUCGUAAAGCCAAAUCAUCAACGCAUAAAACUGUAUCACAUUCACGGCGUGCACAAAAGCUCCUGAAGAAGAUGCCAGUGAUACGAGGUCCAAAAGCCUUGCAGCACGCUUGGGAUAAAUCAAAGACAGUUCACCAAAAUUAUGCUGCACUGGGACUUCAGUUCGCUUUGACCCCCACGCAAUCGGGCGGAACAGAGCGGACAUCAAUCCCUCCAAAAGGUUUAGCUGUUGCUGGCUCAGUCUCUGCUACCCCUAAAUCAGUUAAGUCUGGCCCCUCGACUAUCCCCAGAGGGUUUGGAAGAAUUAUUCGAGACGAAUUCGGUACCGUGAUACGAAUCGACGUUCCUGAAUUCGAGGAGAUCCAAGACUCUGUACAAAACACUGAGCUCCCAGAAACGGACGUAGAUGAAAAAAUUAUGGGUGAAUGGGUUGGUUGUCUCAAUAAAACAAAUCUUCCAAAUGACAUGAUUGAUACACGAGGAUUAUCAUCGUCAUCUGGGCAGGGAACAACACAUCCGAUUGUUGCGUUAGAGGAACUGUCGGCCUCGGGCAGGGCAAUUUCGCGGCACUCGUCAUGUGGAGAAAGAUCAUAUCUGGCGCGUUUAAUCCAAAAAUAUGGCGAUAACUAUGAAAGGAUGACAAGAGAUCGCCGUCUAAAUCCUGAACAAAAGACAGUGGGUGAGCUAAAAAGGGCGGUCAGAAAAGCGGGCGGGGUGGAGUCAUUCUGCUGACCGAUAUAUUAUGUGGGCACAUCGCAGACUGACUCAUCUUCACAAUGCAAUACAGGUCUGUAAUUCCUGUGGAUAUUUACAAGAUAUUACUUCUCCAGCACUACAAAGUACGGCAACGAGCUCUCGGUUAAGAGGAGUGCACCGACCCCGAUAUUAAGAACUGUACAUUGUGACUGUCACAUAUGUCAUGAUACGUCACACCGGAACUUCGAAAAUACCCAAGGCUGUGUACGCCCAAUCGGAGCGAAGUUCCAGAGUGAUUGUACGUAUUCGACUAGUAUGCAC